Messenger RNA from Physella acuta, 943 nucleotides. RefSeq lists its product as uncharacterized. Lineage: Eukaryota; Metazoa; Mollusca; Gastropoda; Physidae. The record is from RefSeq and is a predicted model, not a curated record.
AUGUCGAUUGCUAGCCAAGUAUCUGAGAGGGAUGAUUACCCGGUCAGCGAGAGUACCGGUUAUCAGGUUGUUGAGAGGAGAGUCGGUGGCCAGGUGGUCCAAAACACACCCGGUUACCAGGAGAUCACCAGUGCACCAGCUUGCCAGAUUGUUCAAGCGGCACGCUGUGGCCAGAUGAUGGCAAACACGCCCGCUUGCAAGGUGAUCACAAGCUCACCGGGUUGCCAGGUUGUGCAGAUGGCGGGUUGUGGUCAGGUGAUCACAAAAACGACCGGUUGUCAGGUGAUCACAAGCUCACCGGGUUGCCAGUUUGUGCAGAUGGCAGGUUGUGGCCAGGUGAUCACAAACACGACCUGUUGCCAGAUUGUUGGAAACACUGCGUGUGACAAGCAACAUUCAGUCGUUGAAAUGCCACUUUCACCAGCUUGUGCUGCGAGUGACCGUGUCAAAUCUACUGAAGGUCCGUCGCCUCAUACAGAUAGACCUACUCCUUCAUCUGCUGAAACCUCAAAUGUAAAGUUCAAGUCUUCAAGACCUUAUGCACUUUUACGAUUCGUUGGUUUAACACUUUAUGUUGCAACUUGCCUCGUGUCACCUAUUUCAAUGAUUGUUGUUGGUAAUGUGUGGAUCUUCCGCAUCUCCGGUGAAGUGAGCUACGAGCCGACAUCCAACAAAUACUGUCACAAGACUUUGUAUGAAUUCUCUGUCGUUCUUACUAACGCCGUCUACACGGUAUUGGGCGUGUACUGUGGAUUGUUUUUGGUGUGGUGUGCCGCUAGCCUGAUGGGUGAAGGGCAUUAAACUGUGUUCACACCUCUCAGCAAGUGCUACUAUGGGAAGAAAAGCUUUUAACAAGAAUUUGUGAAAGGUAAACGGAAUUAAGAAACCCAAAAGUUGUACUAUAAAUUGAAAAAAAAAUUUAAAAUUGUCAUCAAAACUUUAA